Molecule: messenger RNA, 953 nt
Organism: Soboliphyme baturini
Lineage: Eukaryota; Metazoa; Nematoda; Enoplea; Dioctophymatida; Soboliphymatidae
Source: the annotation of a GenBank genome assembly
AUGAUUUUCGAAAGUUGUGAUCCAUUUCGAAUAGCACUGUACCACAUUAUUGGCGAAGUUCCUUGGUACCAUCUUGUGCUGGAAAUCUUCCUCCUAGUAUGGAUUGUCGGAUUAUUGUUCCGAAAAAGCUACCGACCUUCAGAUGUUGCUGAACUGACCGAAAAAGAGAAAGAAGAGCUUAUCGCUGAAUGGUGUCCAGAGCCUCUGGUGCCCGACGUGGAUACGCAAAAUCCGAAGCUUCACCCAUUUUACAUUGAAGGGAAAGUCGGAAAAUUUGUCACCAUAAACGGCCAGCAGUACCUCAACUUUGCAUCGUUAAAUUUUUUAGGCUUUAUCGGAAAUCAGAAAAUUGAGGAUCGGGCGAUUCAGGCGCUUCAUAAAUAUGGCGUCGGUUCGUGUGGUCCUCGCGGUUUCUAUGGCACAAUGGAUGUUCAUCUUGAACUCGAGAAAAGAAUCGCACAGUUCCUGAAUUGCGAGGAGUCCGUGUUGUAUAGCUAUGGGUUUCCGACAAUCGCUAGCGUCAUCCCGGCGUAUGCGAAGCGCGGUGACGUAAUCUUUUGUGACAAAGGCGUCAACUUCGCGAUUCUGAAAGGUCUUCAGGCGUCUCGUAGUCGCGUCGAGUUCUUCGAGCACAACGACAUGCGGGACCUUGAGCGACUGCUGGAAUUACAAGCGGAAAAAGACCGGCAGAACCCGAAGAAAGCCAAAGUCACUCGAAGGUUUUUGGUCGUCGAAGGCAUCUACGUGAAUUACGGCACGAUGUGUCCGUUACCCCGGUUGAUCGAAAUGAAGUGGAAGUAUAAGCUGCGACUGUUUAUCGAUGAAAGCGUUUCUUUUGGGGUCGUCGGUGCUCGCGGUCGAGGUGUCACAGACUACUUUGGAGUUAAUGUAAGUGCCACAAUAGUCUUAAAAAGUUUACUUUGUGACCAUAUAGUAGGAAGCAGUGGCUAGUC